UCGAUUAUGUCAUGGCGGGUUAGAUGUUUUCGGCAUUGAAUUUCCUUGAAUUUGUUUUGAAUUUCUCUGUCAAUGAUCUCGCAUGUUUCGCUGCUUAUUAAUGUCAGCGUUACUUAUAAAAAAAAAAAUAUUUCGUAAACUAUUCAAAUGCUGAAACAAUUGCAAAUGGGCCUUCGCGCGUUCAUGCUCCUCGCCUCUAAAGUAUGGAGUUGUUUUUGUUACAUGUUUAGAAAGCAGUAUCGAGCGUUGGCUCAAUAUCAAUCUGUCAAAUAUGAGAUAUACCCACUUUCUCCAGUAUCUAGACACAGGCUGAGUUUAGUCAAAAGAAAAAUGUUGGUACUGGACUUGGAUGAGACCUUAAUACACUCUCACCAUGAUGCAAUGCUGCGGCCAACAGUAAAGCCUGGCACCCCACCUGAUUUUGUACUCAAAGUUACUAUAGAUAAGCAUCCAGUAAGAUUUUUUGUUCACAAAAGGCCACAUGUUGACUACUUCUUGGAUAUAGUGUCACAAUGGUACGAGCUGGUAGUGUUCACGGCGUCUAUGGAGAUAUACGGCGCUGCUGUUGCCGACAAGUUGGACAAUGGACGGGGAAUUCUCCGGCGGCGGUUUUACAGACAACAUUGCACGCCGGAACACGGCUCGUACACAAAGAACUUAUCAUCGAUAUGCGAUGAUCUUAACAGGGUAUUCAUUCUGGACAAUUCUCCCGGCGCCUAUCGGGAUUUUCCAGAUAACGCGAUCCCAAUAAAGUCGUGGUUUUCGGACCCCCUGGACGUGGCGCUGUUGAAUCUUUUGCCAGUUCUAGACGCGCUGCGCUUCACGCAUGACGUGCGCUCAGUGCUGUCGAGAAACCUACACUUACACCGCCUAUGGUAGCACCUGCUCGAUACUAACCAGCGUUUUGUACAAAUUUAGGGAGUGAAUGCGCUUCCAGAACCUAUUUAUUAUUUUUUUCACUUGUUAGAAACCUACAGCGCUUCUAUUCAAAUAUACAUAUAGAAAUAAUCUAGUGGAAUAAUUUUUUAAGUUUUGUUUUAAAUUAACAGUGAUUAGUGUAAUAUAGGACUGAAUUUUCCUACGUUUGUAGGAAAGGGUAGUUUCAAAAACACCCUUGUCGUUUUAGGUCUCUUUCACUUACCUACAUGGAAUGAGACGGCAAUAUUUUAAGUUUUUUUAGUUUGUAUCGGACUGUUUUUAAAUCAGUAGUGAUUAGAAAGUUUUUGAUUCCAUGACAAAAAAAAUUGUGUGGAUAUCCUGCGAAAUGUGGUAUUACGUAUGGAUAUGUUUCAUUGUCUAUUUUUAAUUGCGAUAUUCUUUAUUAACCGGUAGUUAGAUAAUUAAUUAUUUCACUAUUGGUUGUCAGUCUUAUCAGAUUUUCUCUGUCUUAAAAAAAACGAAUCGUUUAUAUCAUAAUUAUCUGUUAAUACAAUAUUCGAUAAAUGAAAAUCCAAAUAUGUAGUUAUGCCAUAUUAUCUCUUUUUUGGGCAUAUAAGUUUUGUAACAUCUGUAUAAUAAAAUGAAAUCGAACGAAAUUGGUUUUAACGUUAAAUAUAUUUAGAUAUUCGCAAUUAAUAAUCGACGAUCUUCGGGGAUACUUAUUACUUUUGAUUAACGAGGACCUUUUUAUAGACCUUUUGUAAGAUCUAUCGAUUCUUUAUACUUUAGGAAAAGCAAUUUUUAUAUCAAUUUCAUAAAGUUAUUUGUUGAUGUAAAAUUAUAGUUAAUCAAGGAUUUUCAGCGUUUUCUUAAAUUAAGAAUGAAGUUUAGAUGGAUUUGUUUUUAGAAAAUUAAACUAAGUUGCAAAUCACAGGCACACUAUGAUGUUGAGCUGUAAUAAAAAUCUCGUGAAUGCAAAAGAAAUAAAAUCAAUGUACAAUUUGUACUUUUUGUCCCUGGCCAACAUUUAAAGAUAAUCUUGUCUUGUGUCACGCAAGUCGUUCAUCUCUCAAAAUUCUAUGACUAUUUCACAUGUGUCGGACGUUGGGUAUGUCUCAAUGCAUUAUUGCAUUAUGGUGUGCCGUGAAUAAAGACAAUAGUGGUAUACUACGAAAACUAUGUACAAAUGUAAACCGAAUCAGUUGAGUAGUUUCGUUUCAUUAACAACGCUUUUUUGACAAACUUCUCCAUGGACUUCUAAAUUUGAACUUUUUAAAAUUUUAAUCUAUUAUCUUGACAUCUCAAACCACAGAUUUCACUUGAGGCAAUGUAAUACAACUUAAAUUUGCACAGGAACAUUGCAAAUAUACAAUGAGUAGGUAACCCCAGAGAAGAGUUACUUUUUCGUGGUUAUAAAAAGCGUUGUUGAUAAACAUAGAUAUUAUAAUGUCUGUUACCUUUAUAUUGUCUGAAACGUGAGAGAAUAGAAGGAGAUCGGUAAAUCAUUAGUAAUGUUUUCAAAUCCCUUUAUACGAUUAAUAUGAACUAAAGUGUAACAUGAUAAAACCUUAACUGUUUUUAUAUUGUUCCUAAUAUAUUAUAGGGCCGGUCCCGAUGCCCUGCCAUGAAUUACGGCACUCAAUAUACCAGGGUUUUUAAAAGUAUUUUGUGGAAAUUGUUGUAUUAGAUCCGUACCCCUAACAGUUUCCAUGUACGAAUCUCCCACGGGCGUAUCUAGAUUUGAUCGGUGAGAUAAAUGCAUUCGUCUAAAACUAACAUUAUGAAUGUAUAACGAAACCUUCAAAAAAUUUGUGCUAGCGUCAUGCUUGGUAACCUGAUAUUUUCCAUACAAAUUAGCGGAGUUAUACUUCUCGCAAAAUAUUGACGGCUAGAACACCACCUAUUGUCGUAAUUCGUAGGCUUUUCUAAUGGAAGUUAAAUUUAAAAUUCCAUAGACAAAUAAAGUAAUUUUGAAAUUACGAAUGUUUUGCAUGGAGGUUAGACCGUAAUCCAUUAAUAAAAUCUGGUGCUAAAAUAUAAAGCAAUCGAUUAUGAUAUUAAAUUGUAUUAUGAGAUUUGAAAUCAUACACUAAUGUUCAGUUCAAACCAAAUAUACGAAUAGUUUAUAUCUAAUGAACUUAGGAAAAUAUACUUUAAUUUUAAAGUAAUAUUCUUGUUUCUAUAGCAAUUAGUAUCGGCCAGCAUUGUAGUUUAAUAUAAGUGUACCUAAUAAUAAAUAUUUAGGUUUUUUAUAUUAACUCUAACCAUUGCAUUGUUGAUAUAAUUUCCAUAUAUGAUUUAUUGUAUUAAUAUUUUCCUAUAAAGUAACAUGUUUUGUAAAGCGCUUUUUAAGUAGAUUUAGUUAUGCAUUUAGAUUGUGUUGGAAAAUAAUGGAGUUUCGAAUGCAAGAUCGGUUUAUAUUUUUUCAAAUCCAGUACCAUAGUCUUUUUUCCUUGGACACUAUUGUGAACGCGUAUGUCAUAAGGGCUACCUGUGGAGUAAUAUUUAACGAAACUUGUGUUGCAAUACUUUGUAGCAGCAGAGAGUCCAUAGUGAAAAUCUAAGGUGAAACAUAUGCUGAUGGAGGCGUCCAAACCAAUAUAGAUUUUAAGUUUUUUUUUAUUAUUUUGGUGAAAAGGUAAGGACGUCUUCUAAUUAUGCUAUCAAGGAUAGUUGUAAAUUUGAACUUCUUGACAUGAACUGUGAAGUAACCUGCACUAAAAGUAGUUAACCAGUUUUUUAAAUAAUUUGUAAAUAUUUUUCCUUUAGCAUAUUGAAUAACACUGUUAUAUACAGGGUGAGUAACAAAAGUGAGAUUAAUUUGCCCGUUGAGAACCUGUUGAUGGUAAAUUUUUAACACUAGCUAUAGAACUGAAAUCUUACGAAUGUAGCUAUAUGAAUAUAGGGUAUGAAUUCGCAUAUGUUGUAAAUAAAGCAGUUUCAAACAUAAAAGUUUGGGGAAUUGACAAAAUUUUUAUUAUAUUAGAUACAUAUGUAUCUGAGACCACUGCCUUUUAGGUUCGAAAAUUUAACUUUUAUGUACUGAAACCUAUGAAAUUGUCCCAACCACAAUAUUUUAAUAAUACCUAAUGUUCUAUUUUAAAGAAAUCACGAAAGUAAGAAAUACCUUAGCAAUAGCUUAUUUUAAGUUUUUAAUGAACAGUGUUUUCAAUGGUCCACACAGAGUUUAUAGGCUCCCACUGUUUCUAUCUAUAGGAUAUUUAGUGUCGUUAAGAAAAACUAAAUUACGAGAGGAUGUGUUACAUAUUGUGGUUGAACGGGAUAACUUCUACUUCACUGUAAGUAGACAAGUGGAGUAAUUAUUAAUUUUGUUCAACAUAAUACCAAGUCUCAACUGGUUGUUCGAAGUUCAAAGCUAUUUGUAUAAUAAUUAAAGAUCGAUUUAAAACCUUA
Molecule: messenger RNA, 4293 nt
Organism: Pieris brassicae (large cabbage white)
Lineage: Eukaryota; Metazoa; Arthropoda; Insecta; Lepidoptera; Pieridae
Gene: Dd
Product: CTD nuclear envelope phosphatase 1 homolog
Exons: 7
Coding region: 148-879 (243 amino acids)
Molecular function (GO): protein serine/threonine phosphatase activity
Source: RefSeq, a predicted model, not a curated record